Molecule: messenger RNA, 1835 nt
Organism: Drosophila eugracilis
Lineage: Eukaryota; Metazoa; Arthropoda; Insecta; Diptera; Drosophilidae
Gene: Ugt303A1
Product: UDP-glycosyltransferase UGT4
Exons: 1
Molecular function (GO): UDP-glycosyltransferase activity
Source: RefSeq, a predicted model, not a curated record
AUGUCGAGGAGCCCGGGCAUUGCUGGUCUACUACUCCCGGGUCUGCUCUUUGGCCUGCUUUUGUGCCCCAAAUUGGCCGAAACGGAAAAUAUUUUGGCCAUCUUCUCGUAUACGUUUGGAUCAUCAUAUUUGCUAAUCACUCCAUUUCUAAGGGGACUCGUUCAGCGAGGCCACCACCUGACUGUGAUAUCGGCCGUUUCCGAAAUGCCCCAUAUCGAGGGUGUCCAUCACAUUCGAGUACCCAAAUUGGAUGUGCUGAAAGGAGGGUAAUCGAUCUCAAAAUAUAUAAUAUAUAGAAAUACUUUUAAAAUAUUCCAUCAAUAACCUUAAUUAGAACUAAUGGACUACGACUACGACUCCGAUGUUACCAAAUGGAUGAAGGCUAAAUUCGUAUCGGAAUACUUUUAUAAUUGUUCCAAAAUUGUCUUAGAAGAUCCCGGAGUCCAGGACCUGCUACACAACAAUAGUGCCCAGUUUUCGAUGGUCAUUUUGGAGGCGUCACACACCGAUGCUCUUUACGGAUUUGCACAGCACUUUAAUGCACCACUGGUAGGGGUUGCCGCCUACGGUUCGGCGUGGAACAUUGAUUUCCUAGUUGGAAACUCAGCACCUAGUGUCUACGAACCCAUGUCCACUUUGGGUUAUUCACCGGGACUCAGUUUGAUGGAAAAGUGGCACAACCUGAUCUUUAUCACAGAGGAGCGUCUGGUGGAGCGAUUUAUCUAUCUGCCUAAACAAAUCGAUCUCUACAAGCGAUACUUUCCCGGAGUAUCGGCUAGUAUUCAUGACAUUCGAAGGAGAUUCUCACUGAUCCUGAUCAAUCAGCAUUUUAGCAUGGGUCGGGUGCGCAGUAAUGUACCCAAUAUAGUGGAAGUGGCGGGUUUGCACUUGCAUGAAACCCCUCAUCCUUUAGAUGCAGAACUUAAGAAGAUAUUGGAUGAAGCGGAACAUGGAGCCAUCUACUUUUCAAUGGGCCUGCAAGUCGUGGACAAGUGGAUGCCUCCGGGAAUGUUAGAUAAGAUGCUGGCUGCCUUUGCGCAGCUUAAACAAAAAGUGAUUUGGAAGAGUAACUCACCAGAGAUGGCCAACAAUUCAAAGAAUGUCUACGCAAGAUCAUGGCUUCCCCAACGAGAGAUCCUUAAUCAUCCGAACACUAAACUCUUUAUAACCCAUGCUGGCCUCUUAAGUCUCAUCGAAUCGAUGAACUAUGCAGUUCCCAUGCUUUGUUUUCCUUUAUAUUAUGACCAAUUUCAGAACUCCAAGCGAAUGGAGCAGAUGGGCAUGGCCAGGAGUUUAGAUGUAACGACUCUCUCUACAGAAGGAAUUUUCAAGGCCAUUGAAGAUCUCUUAUAUAAUGCUAGUUAUAGGCAAAAGGCUAGAGAUAUUUCCCAAAGAUUUCAUGAUCAGCCGAUGUCAGCCUUGGACACCGCUGUUUGGUGGACAGAAUAUAUCCUGCGGCACAAAGGUGCGGAUCAUAUGCGAAUCGCUGAGCAGGAAAUGUCUUUGAUGCAAUACUAUAACGUGGAUGUUGCCUCGGUUCUUUUUGGCCGAAUCGGACUGAGUGUUAUUAUUGUGUGCUUUGUGGGUUGGAAACUGGUCUCUUUGUUGACCAGGAACCUGGAGUAUCGAUUUAAUGUGCCAAUGGUAAGGUAAAUAUCAUGAAUCAUGAACAAAACGACAAAAACUUUGCCAACUUUUGUUUUAAAAAGAGCAUAGGUUAAAUAUUUUUUAUAAUAAACAAAAUUUUAAUCAAUAAACCACAAGUACUUAAGGGAAUACUUUAACUAAACUCAUUUUAGGUUUAAUUUUAUAUUUAUAGAAUCAAACUGGGCGAA